UGGACACACACACAAGCAUGCACAAAAUCAUUCGGGUUAAGAUGCAGGCACAUGUGUGUAACAGAAAUGUUCUUGGCAUGAUCGUGGUUCAUUAACUUCAUACUCUUGGUCUUAUGGUCUAUUGGUGGACUUUGGACUUGAAGGGAAUGGGAGGCUGGACCAGAAAAGGCAACUCUUUGACGAGAGGGAGCAGAAGAAUGGGAUAGAAGAAGCAAAAGGCAGAGCAGCACUUCACGUUGAGGAGAUGGACUGAGGCAAGACAGAGAGGACAAAAUAGUGGAUGGACAUGGGCAGAGAGCGACUCACCUGGGGAUUGCUGCUACGUGUGGGGAUUCUGCUCACGGCAGUGUGUGUGUGCAUUCAUGUUUACCUGGAGAAGGGUCGGUGGGGAACACCUGCACCCCUGGCAUUGGGACAUCCUACCCAUUCUAGUCGGGACUGGGUCCAACAAAGCAGGACCAAACAAGUCUCUGCAGAAGCAGAGGAGCUGGGCAGAAGCAUUAAAAGGAGAAUCUCCUAUGUUCGAACACUAAAAAAGGACAGCCCAGCUAGGAAGAGGGAUGCAGACAGAAAAGACCCCUCAACCCCAUGCUGCCCACCCCCCCGUCCACACAGAAAGCAGACUCCUCGGUGGCAUAUAGACUUGGAGCCCUGGGCCAGUGAAAGUCAUUCUCUGGAGGAUGAAGCUAAAAGGUUCCUCAACUACAUCACAACACCACAAGUGUCGUGUGCAUCGCUGGCCAUUGAGGAAGAUGCUCAGGAGAGGACCAAGGGUGAUUGGGCUGCGUGUCUGGACCCCAAGUACAGCCUUACUCACAGAAUACAAAGCAAACACUGCAGGGUUUACUCUUUUGGGUUGGGUGUGGAUGAUCGGUCUCUGGAGCAUACUCUCACAAGAGCGGGAUGUGAGGUCCACCUCUUUGAUCCCAGUCUGAAGCAGCCUCACUCACAGCAGGCUGAAAUGUGGCUCCAUCGGCUCUCUGUAGACUGGAGGGAUCCCAACCCGGCCAUUGUCGUCCAGCGUCAGUACGUCAGCACCAAGAAACUGGCCAGCAUCCUUAAUGACUUUGGACACAGACAGGUGGAUGUACUGAAGGCGGAUAUGGAGAGCGCAGAGUGGAAGAUUUUGGAGAAUUUGGUCCUGGAAGGGGUUCUAGACUCAGUGGGUCAACUGCUGUUGGAGCUUCACCUGCACUGGGCGGGCUUUGAGGUGGGCGGCGAUGACCCGUCCGUGGUGCGGUACUGGUUCAGCCUGCUCAAGGAGCUUGAACACGCCAGCUUCCGCCUCUUCCACGUCCACAGCGACCCAGCCAAACCUCGCCUCUUUCUGCACAAGAACGUCCUCAACGCCAGCAGUGCUUACACCCUGAGCUGGGUGAACACGGAGUGGAAGCCUUGAGGGAGGCAAGACUGAAAAAAAAGAACUGCUACCUUAGCUGAAACAGCCUCUGAAUAGAAGUUUGUGUAACAUGGAUUUUUAAGUCCGAGUACAGUCUUCCCAUACAGUUGGCUCUUAUCUGGUCUGACCUUCAUGUGAAGCUAUAACCCCUGCUCUUACUUAUCCUCCUGCUCUUCCUCUCCUGGUGUGUAAUAACCUCAGCUGUGUAGAGGAGCAGAGUAAUUGCCUCCAGAGGCUCUCUGGGUUCUACCCUCAUAGUGGCUGUGUUAUUGGCUGCAGGUCAGCCUCUGAGUCAGUCACCCAUGUCAUCAUGGUCCUAUCUGAGCUCGGCCCACAGCCAGAUAUUACAGGACCUUUUUCAUAUUACAAUAGUGUGCACAGGUCCAGGGACCACAGCUCAAUUUAACAUGAUUUAAAGGAUUUAGAUGCAUAUUAUUAAUUAAAAAUUCAGCACCUUUUUUAUGUGAAUGUCCAGUCAUUGAAUAAGAUAUAAUGAGUAAUUGAAACAAUUAAUUCCUCAGCGUGUGCUAUAUAGUCAAAUACACACAGAUAGCAGUAGAACUUGUUUCUGUAUAACAAUAAAGCUAAUGCUAGCUGAGCAUGUGAUGUAGUAUAAAAUUCCGCAAAAGCAACAAACUGUUACCGACAUCCAA
This is a messenger RNA of Micropterus dolomieu (smallmouth bass), 2052 nucleotides long. RefSeq names its product methyltransferase like 24 (gene mettl24). The record is from RefSeq and is a predicted model, not a curated record. The transcript has 5 exons. Lineage: Eukaryota; Metazoa; Chordata; Actinopteri; Centrarchiformes; Centrarchidae. Bases 281 to 1399 code for a protein of 372 amino acids.